Fusarium proliferatum ET1 is the source of this 381-nucleotide messenger RNA. RefSeq lists its product as uncharacterized. The transcript has a single exon. The record is from RefSeq and is a predicted model, not a curated record. NCBI's taxonomy places the organism in Eukaryota, Fungi, Ascomycota, Sordariomycetes, Hypocreales, Nectriaceae. The coding region runs from base 1 to 381 and encodes 126 amino acids.
AUGAAGGCCUCAAUCAUCCUCACCACCAUUCUCACGACCUCCGCCUGGGCCGGCACCCUCCCUACUAAGCGCCAAAACGCCGCCAACGAGGCCGCCCUCCAACAAGCCCGCGAAGACUCUGUCAAAGCCAUUGAGGGCGGACAAGGCCGUGGACGACUUCUUCUCGACGAGGGAAACUGCAGCGAGGCCUGUAACCGCUGUCGUGCUAGCGCCGUCGCUACUGCUGUCGCUGAGGUCUUUGCCUGCGGUACGGCUGCUGUCGCCAUUGAUGUUCUGACGGCUGGCAUCGCGACAUUCCUUGAGGCUGCUGGCUUUGUGGCUUGUGAGGCUGCGGUUGUCAGUACUUUGAAUGAGAAGGAGGAGACUUGUCUGAAGGAGUAG